This is a messenger RNA of Halichondria panicea, 3894 nucleotides long. RefSeq lists its product as uncharacterized. The coding region runs from base 64 to 3783 and encodes 1239 amino acids. Lineage: Eukaryota; Metazoa; Porifera; Demospongiae; Suberitida; Halichondriidae. The transcript has 20 exons. Gene Ontology annotation, cellular component: membrane. Gene Ontology annotation, molecular function: protein binding. The record is from RefSeq and is a predicted model, not a curated record.
GUGGAUUCGAGGCUACUAGAUCAGCAGCUGCACAUGUAUCUGCGUGUGAUGUGAAGAUCAAGAAUGGUUGGACUUUUUAUCAUUGCCCUCGUGCUUCCAGUUGUGUGCUCAUGUCAAGCCCUGGAGGGAUUGAGACUGGUAGGUAGCAGCUAUAAUCACACUGGAAGGGCUGAAGUGCAGUACAAUGACACAUGGGGUGCAGUAUGUGGAAGUCAGUUACCAUCUCAAACUGCAAAAGCAGUGUGUCGAAACUUGGGGUUUCCAUGGGCAGUCUGUGCUGUUCCCUAUACACAACCCUUCGUGUUAGGACGUAGACCUGACAAUGCAACGGUGUGGAUAAAUAAUGUGAAUUGUGCUGGUGAUGAAACAAGCCUGGACAUGUGCUCCUUCGAUGGAUACGGGGGCAAAAUCUGUACAGGGAGCCCCAUCCAAGUUGUUUGUCAAUCAUUCUCCGCUGUGCAGAGACCAGUGAACAUUAGCCAAAUUGAUGCAUCUUCUACAACUGUCACAGUCGAGUGGAUGGUGCCAGAAAUCCCGAUAGACACCCGUUUUAUUCGUCACAGAGUGUAUGUCUUCGAACAAACUGCAAAUACAUUUAUGAAGCAAUUUGUUACAAGACAGGUCAGGUACUCCGUGAAUCUGGAUCGUAAAUUUAGUGUGGUGAUCCAUUCCUUGGUCAAAAACACUACAUACAAAAUUCAAAUCAGAACUGAAGUGAAAGGUCUGUGUGUACAUCUGCGUGGAAACAGUGGAUUUCUAGUCGGAAGGCGGUCCUUGGUUCAAGUCAAAACUGCUGAAGAGAGAAAAACUCCAAAAUUGCCUCUCAGGCUUAUUCCGCCAGCACCACGAAUUGACUUCAUGGGGAGAGUGGAGGUGUUCUACAAUAAUUCAUGGGGUACUGUUUGCGAUGAUGCGUUCGGUUCUCCAGAGGCUAAUGUGAUAUGCCAAUCUCUGAAUUUUUCUUCAGCACUGUGUCAUGUGCGCGAAGCUGGAUUUGGUCAAGGGUCUGGUCCAAUUUGGAUGGACAAUGUUGAUUGCUCUCAUGGCCAUGAAAUUCUCGAAGAUUGUGACUUCAAUGGAUGGGGUGUUCACAAUUGUCAACAUGAUGCGGAUAUUGGAGUGAUCUGUUUGAAAGAGGAAAACAAAGCCCCGGUUACAAGACUGUCUGUGGAUCAAAUUGGUGCAACAUCUAUCACAGUCAGCUGGAAAAUGUAUCCAUUCCCUCCGGACGUAGUAGAGCCCGAGUUCACAGUUUUUUUCUCUACAAGAGGACAUAGUACUCGAGUGACUGUUCCUGGUACUGAAACCAUGGCAACUGCAACUCAACUCCUCUUUGACAGCACAUAUCGUAUCCAGGUCCGAGCGGAGUACAAAUAUCAAUAUUGCACGAACAAAGUUAUUGGGAAGAUUUCUUUAGCUGUAAGAGCUACUACCGUUGAAACAGCACCGACUGCUCCCCCUACUGCUUUCCAUGUGCUUGCUCUAAAUAGCACAGCGCUCGAGUUUCAAUGGGGAUUUCCACUUUUAGAAUACAGAAAUGGCGUGAUCAAAGGCUACAAGUUAUUCCUAAGACCUGCUGACAAUGAGGAAAUACAAGUCAUUGUUGAUUCUAAUGUCACAACAGAGUACAUAUUUGUUGGGCUCACUCCUAGCACAGGGUAUACCUGCAGUGUGUUGGCAUUCACCAAUGACAAUGGACCCAGGAGUGUGUAUCUCACAGUCAUUACACCUCGAGAAGAUUUCGUCCCCAUAAUAACUGGGUUUGGCCUCAAUGGAGAUGGCUUUGACAGAGCCACUGUGUGGCCAAAUAAUUCUGACAUUCGUGUCCACUGUGACACUCAUGGCGUCAAUGCAGUUGUGACCUGGUAUAAAAGUGAUGGGGCUCCAGUGGGCACCAUGGACCAGAAUCUUAGACAAGUCUCGCAUGAUGAUGACGGCACCAAUGUAUUGCAGAUAGCCAGUAACCGGUUGGUGUCUUAUUGUGACGCAGGAGUGUUCUCCUGUGAGGUACAAAACAGACAAGGGCAGACACAGAGGAGGACUUUCACUCUACUGUUUACUGAUGUGCCUCCUCGCCCAGGCAGUCCAACUGCCCUUCGAGUUACAAAGUCUGCAGUAGUGCUUGCAUGGGACGAACAUCCUUGCGACGGUGGACACAGAAUAUCUGGCUUUACAAUUCGAUACAGAAAUACUUAUCAGGAGUACCUUACAACUACAAAUAUGUAUGUGUACAAUGUGAACCCUUCGUUGAGGAACUAUACAGUGGUGGGACUGGAGCCUUACACAUCGUACAACUUCAGCGUUCAAGCCAUUAGUGAUGAAUAUCUCCCCUCCGAAUUCUCCCUUGAAAACAUCAUUACGACUACUGCUGAAGGACCAUCUCCCCCUCGGUUUCUGGAGGUCGUGAAUCCGGCUCCAAACAUUGUGGAGGUUCGGUGGACUGAGCCGGCUGAGCCGAAUGGAAUCAUCAUCUCUUACACUGUUUAUGCUGUUCAACAACCAGAUAUCAUCCUCGAUGAGGGUCCCCUCACUGAGCACGUGGACCCCAUUGUCAAGAUAUUUUCCGGGAGUACUGGUGCUGCCAACAUCACAGUACCUUUAGCCUCUGUAUACUAUGUGGUGACAGUCACUGCUACUGUGCUCAAUGGUGGGGAUGAAAUUGAAGGGGAGUCGUCAGAAGGAAAACUCAUCUAUGUUCCUGAUCCAGCAAUACCAAUCAUUAGGAAUUUGUUGGUAAGGAGCUCCACCAACUCCUCAAUCACACUGUCAUGGGACUAUCCCACUUCUACUGAUGAGCCGAUUCUGGGAUUUCAGGUGACAUACCACGCAUCUAUUGAAUGGCUGAGUAAAGAAGGGUAUUUGGUUCGAACAGUGGAGUCAAUGAAGCAAGUGUUUGCAUACAAUGUGGCUAAGCUGACUGCUCUGACCCCUUUCACACACUACAUAAUUGGAGUAUCGGUGUUGACGAGUAGAGGAGCUGGAACUGUUGUAGCAAUCAUUGCAGAUACAUUACCAACUACAGAGGAGCGGCUGGCAUUCUUUCAACUCAUGUUGGGGCCAGUCAACAGUUGCACUGGAUGGCAGGUUGAUGCUUCUCGUCACUUGCAAUCACUGCACGUUUCAAUUUUGAGUGUUUUGAAUAACAUUGUAUGCCCUUCCUGUACUCUAAGUGAUAAUAAUAUUCGAAAUGAGGAAAUAAGCUGCAGGGGAGUUCCAAAUGACCAGCAAAUCAUUUACAGAGCAAGGAUUGUUGGGACUGAGAAAUACAGUGCAAGUCACUUAGUUGCCCUUGUUAGUGAUUGGGUUCAGACCAGGAAAGCCUCGAUUUUGGUAGAUUCGUUGAGAUUCCAUGUUGAUCCUCGUUGUGCUACCGCACUGGAUAGCUUAUUGGCACCAGACUGUUUUAUUGUGGAAACAGUGACUUCCAUACCUGUUGAAACUACCACAUCUGCCAGGCCUACGCCCCUGACAGAUGUAUUAACAGGGGGAGAAAUUACAUUCACAGUGACUUCCAUACCUGUUGAAACUAUCACCUCUGCCAGACCUACACCCCAGACAGAUUUAUUAACAGGGGGAGAAAUUGGUGGUUUAAUUAUCGGAUGUAUUAUCGCUAUCCUACUGUCAGUUUUCAUUGUGCUGUUGGUGAUCGUCUUGGUUCGGUACUUCACAAGUGGCUUUAGGGAUAAGAGGCUGGUGGAGGAGGAUGUUCCGGGUCUGACAGUGAGCACGAUUUGUCUUGAUAACCCUGUCUAUGAUUCAGACUCAAAACCUAAGGACAACUAGAAAUGUUUGCUCUAUUUACAUGUGUAUAAUUAUGCAUUGACUAUACUAGCUACUAUUGUUAUUAUUUGUGCCUUCAGAAUACUUAGCCCAAAAUAUAUCUGAUGAUCUUUG